Molecule: messenger RNA, 4488 nt
Organism: Pongo pygmaeus (Bornean orangutan)
Lineage: Eukaryota; Metazoa; Chordata; Mammalia; Primates; Hominidae
Gene: FSD2
Product: fibronectin type III and SPRY domain containing 2
Exons: 12
Coding region: 79-2331 (750 amino acids)
Molecular function (GO): protein binding
Source: RefSeq, a predicted model, not a curated record
GGCCCAGAUAUUCACUAUUAAGUGUCCAGGAAGGAUCUUUCUUAUAUAACGGUGCUUCUGAGGACUUCCAGAGUUACAAUGGAGGAGGAAUCGGGGAAGGAACUGGGGCUGGACAGGUCUACUCCCAAGGAUUUCCACUUUUACCACAUGGACCUGUAUGACUCUGAAGACAGACUGCAGCUCUUUUCAGAAGAGAACACUAGGAUGAGGAAAGAAGUAGUCCAAGCUGAAAUGGCCAAUGAGUCAAGAGGAGCAGGGGAUGGUAAGGCUCAAAGAGACCUUCAAGAGGAAGUGGAUGAACUUGUCCACUUAUAUGGACUUGAAGAUGAUCAUGAAUUAGGGGAUGAGUUUGUUGAUGAAAACAUACCCAGAACAGGCGUUUCAGAAUAUCCUCCUUAUAUGAUGAAGAGGAGAGACCCAGCCAGGGAGCAGAGAGACUGGAGACUUAGUGGAGAGGCAGCGGAGGCCGAGGACCUGGGCUUCGGAGGGUGGGGCUCGGCAGGCCAAUGCCAGGACUUGCGGGAAGCCUAUAGGUACACACACGGCCGUGCCAGCGAGGAGUAUGAAUGCUAUGUCAUCCCCGAGGAAGAGGAUGAAGAAGAAGCUGCUGAUGUCUUCUGUGUCACUUGUAAGACUCCAAUAAGAGCUUUUCAGAAGGUUUUUGAUGAACAUAAGGAGCAUGAAGUGAUCCCACUCAAUGAAGCACUGGAAAGUGCCAAGGAUGAAAUUCACAAAAACAUGUACAAAUUGGAAAAGCAGAUAAUUGAGAUGGAAAACUUUGCAAAUCACUUGGAGGAGGUUUUCAUCACUGUGGAGGAGAAUUUUGGAAAACAAGAACAAAACUUUGAGUCACAUUACAAUGAGAUCUUGGAAACACUUGCUCAAAAAUAUGAGGAAAAAAUACAAGCUCUAGGGAAGAAAAAGAAAGAGAAGCUGGAAGCCUUAUAUGGACAACUGGUCAGCUGUGGAGAAAACCUAGAUACUUGCAAAGAACUGAUGGAAACAAUAGAGGAGAUGUGUCACGAAGAGAAGGUGGAUUUCAUAAAGGAUGCAGUGGCUAUGGCUGACAGACUUGGGAAAUUCCUGAAAACAAAAACAGACGUGGAAAUCUCUGCACAGCCUGAGUUUGAAGACCAGACCUUGGACUUCUCUGAUGUGGAGCAGCUGAUGGGUUCCAUUAACACCAUUCCAGCUCCUUCUGCUCCAGUCAUAAAUCCACAGGUCCCUAACUCAGCCACAGGUUCCUCAGUCCGAGUGUGCUGGAGCUUAUACUCCGACGACACUGUGGAGAGCUAUCAGCUGUCCUACCGGCCAGUGCAGGACAGCUCACCUGGGAAGGACCAAGCAGAGUUUACAGUGACCGUCAAAGAAACAUAUUGCUCAGUGACAAACCUUGUGCCAAAUACCCAGUAUGAAUUUUGGGUCACAGCUCACAACAGGGCUGGCCCCAGCCCCUCUAGCGAGCGUGCAGUGUACAUGACAGCACCUUCUCCCCCCAUUAUUAAAACCAAAGAGAUAAGGAGCUGUGAAGAGGCUGUGCUGAUUUGCUGGGAGUCUGGGAACCUGAAUCCUGUGGACUCGUACACUGUGGAGCUGACCCAGGCUGAAAGUCCAGAAGCCUCGGGUGUAACUGAGUCUGUUGUGGGCAUCCCGACCUGCGAGUCCGUGGUGCAGCUGCAGCCGGGGCGGAGCUACAUUAUCUAUGUGCGAGCCCUCAACAUGGGGGGCCCCAGUGUGAGGAGCGAGCCAGCUACAGUCCAUACCAUAGGAAGCUACUUUCGCCUAAACAAGGACACCUGCCAUCCCCGGCUGACCAUUUCUGAAGAUGGACUUACGGUUGUACGAAGUGAAAGGAGAACCCCCGCCAGGGAGCUGUCACCCAGCGACACUCGCUUCACCAGGUGUGUUGCUGUCAUGGGAAACCUAAUUCCAGUCCGAGGGCACCAUUACUGGGAGGUGGAGGUGGAUGAGCAUUUGGACUACACAGUUGGUGUGGCCUUUGAAGAUGUCCCUAAACAGGAGGAUCUGGGAGCAAAUUGCCUCUCCUGGUGCAUGAGGCACACAUUUGCAUCAUCAAGGCAUAAGUAUGAAUUUCUGCACAACAGAACAACUCCAGAUAUAAGAAUAACAGUUCCACCAAAGAAGAUUGGCAUUCUAUUAGACUAUGAAAAUUCAAAGUUGUCAUUUUUCAAUGUGGACCUUUCUCAGCAUCUAUAUACAUUUAGUUGUCAGCUUCACGAAUUUGUGCAUCCCUGUUUUUCUUUGGAAAAGCCUGGGUGUCUAAAGGUACAUAAUGGCAUUUCAAUGCCAAAACAUGUCACUUUCUAUUAGAACAUUCUGAUGUCCAGUUUCCUGUCUUCCAUGCCUACCCCUCUUGCAGCCACUCACGCCUUAGCUGGCUGAACCUGGCAUUUAAGCACCAUGUGCCCAGCACGAUUUAUGGCUCAUGCUAUUAUCUGACAGACUGGUGUGCUGGCGCUCAUUUCACCCAACCUGGAUUCUAGUCCUGUGUGCUGCUACCUGUGUGCUGCUAGGAUAGUCACUACCAGGCCCAGCUGUAAAAUAAAGGCUCAGACUAAACGAACUCAAAAGUCUUUAAAGCUGUCAAACUGUAUUUGUGUAUAUGCAAAAUAUCUUGAGUUUCCAAGACCUAGAGAGCUUGGGAGAGGAGGAGGGUAGUCUUAAUGGCUCCAGCAGCACCAGUACACCCAUGCAUUUCAUGAGUCAGCCAAGAAUACACUUGAGAAGGCAAGAGGCUGUCUGUAGAGAACCAGGGAAGCUGUGUGCCCUUCUCAAUGUCUUCUACCCUCGUUUUCCCAAUAGUAAGCAGCACUGUGGUGAGGUCCCUUCCACUGUGUACUCUAUAUAAUACCCUGUUCCACUCCUACACAGUAUGCACCACUCUCUAAUUUUGAAAUUACCUCUAUAAUGCCUAAUUCCAUGAACGGAGGGACAGUGCCUGUUUUGUUCAUUGCUAGAUCACCAAGGGCUAACACCUAACAGCUGUCACCAAGUAUUUGUUGAAUAAAUUAGUAUCUUCUUCAGCCACUGCUCUUUGGCCUCUUACUGCUCUCCAUGUGAAGGAUGGCAGGGCCCUUUCAAAACUAUAGCAAAGGACCUACAGCCAAGAAAUGGGAAAAAACCUAGAAUGGAGGCAGCGUGAAAGAACAGACGGGCAUCUGUGGCAUAUUAGCAAAUGCGCGACAAUUUUUUUUAAAGAAAUUAACAGCCCACCAAAGGGCAAAGCUGAGCAUGGGAAGGAAGACUGGUCUCUAGCUAGGCAGCUUUCAGGCAUCCUGCCUCACUGCCCCCAGGCCAUUCUGUGGGCUCAAUGCCCAACUCCACCAGCUACAUUCCUGGUUCUCCCGUUCAAGUUUCCAGUUGCCACUUAAGCUCUGCACACAUAGCAUUUUCAAAGCUUGUGAGUGAAGCUGCAGAAUAAUUCCGUUUGUGAAGCAAUUACAAUUCAGUAUCAUGUCCCACAGAUGCCUCUAAACCCAGAUAUGCCCUAAUCUCAUCAUUUAAGGUUUUGUGUUUAAAAAAAAAAGUCCACUUUUAUGUUUUCUGGCGAAACCCCAUCUCUACUAAAAAUACAAAAAAUUAGCCGGGCAUGGUGGUGGGCGCCUGUAAUCCCAGCUACUCAGGAGGCUGAGGCAGGAGAAUUGUUUGAACCCGGGGGGCAGAGGCUGCAGUGAGCCGAGAUUGUGCCACUGCACUCCAGCCUUGGCAACAAGAGCGAAACUCUGUCUCAAAAACAAACAAACAAAAAACCUCUGAUGUUUUCCAGCACAUGCAAAGUCUGACAAACUGAAAGACUCUCAUCUCCUACUAAACUCUGCCUACUGGUAUAAAUGGCAGCUCAGGUUCCUGAAUUAACAAUUCACACUGACAAUUUAAUAACUCGUUAUACACACACACACCUAUCCUGCCAAGCUUGACUGUCUACUCUGAAGCAAGGGACAGCAGAUGUAACCACAGAAAUAGUUUCAGUUAUAAACAAUUAAAAGAUACAUAUUAUGUAUAUUUAAAAAUGUUCUCGGCUGGGCGCGGUGGCUCACGCCUGUAAUCCCAGCACUUUGGGAGGCCGAGGCGGGUGGAUCACAAGGUCAGGAGAUCGAGACCAUCCUGGCUAAUACGGUGAAACCCCAUCUCUACUAAAAAUACAAAAAAUUAGCUGGGCCUGGUGGCGGGCGCCUGUAGUCCCAGCUACUUGGGAGGCUGAGGCAGGAGAAUGGCGUGAACCUGGGAGGUGGAGCUUGCAGUGAGCCGCGAUGCCUCACAGAUCAAGACUCCAUCUCAAAAAAAAAAAAAAAAAAAAAAAGUUCUCAGCUACUGAAACAGAAACUACCAAGUAAAAAACAGGAUAUCACAGAGAAGGCAAGUUUGAAUUCAGGGUUCUAAUAGGUUUUAUGGAAUACUACACAUGUUAAUAUGAACACGGAUAAAUGGAUUAAAAACUCAACACCUAUAAAGUUUUAAUUAAAUUUU